GAGCGCGCGGGGCAGAGCGGGUGCUCGUUCGUGCGCGCGCGCUUGUGCGCGUAAGUGUGGAUGUGUGCGCGCCCGGGGAGGCAUACCCCAGAAUUCGCAUCAACCCUCGCGCAGGACCACCCUGCGUCUCCGAGCCCCAAGUCCUGCCCAUUUUGCCCGCGCGGAGCGGUGGGGAGGGCACGGCCCCUUUAAAGGGCAGCCCGCCCUCCGAGUCAUGGACAUCUCCGCCUCCGCCCCCAGCCCUCUGGAGCGGGGGAGAGGACUUGUUUUCAUUCAUAACUUUUUCCUUUUCCUUCCUCUCCGUCAACUAUUUAUUCAGCGCUCUGGGCUCGGAGCGCAGAGGGCGCGCUCCCCUGCAGGCCCCGCGCUGUGGCUGCGCAGCGGUGCGGCCCCAGCCCCGCGCCUUCGGCCCCGGCCCUAGGAGGCCGCUGCGCGCCCAGGUGCAAAGGGGCGCUGCGGACUGUCCGUGCGGCCGGCCGGCUCGGGAUCUGUGGGCCACCUCGCUUGGGACAUAAACAGGUUUUGGAGAAUCCACGGCGAUCUUUAGGAUUUGAGGGGCUUGUUCGAGAAGAAUUUCAGAUGCACGCCAGGUCUCCGCUGACACCCAGCGUCCAAGACCACCUCACAUGGAUCCCCCAAACCAGCGUGGCAGCGGCGGUUCCUUGGUCGUGACCCAGCAGCCUGCCCUGGCCAGCCGGCAGCGGCUGGACUAUGACAGAGAGCUUCCGCCGGCUGCUAUUUUGUCCUUGGACCAGAUCAAGGCCAUCAGAGGCAGCAAUGAAUACACUGAGGGGCCCUCGGUGGUGAAAAGACCCGCUCCCCGAGCGGCCCCCAGACAGGAAAAGCAGGAGAGGACUCAUGAAAUCAUACCGAUCAGUGUGAACCACAACUACGAGCAGAGGCCCGCAGGCCCCACGGGACCCGCCCAUCCCGCCCGAGGCCCCGUCCUGAGCAGGUCCACCAGCACUGGGAGCGCCGCCAGCUCUGGGAGCAGCGGCAGCGUGUCUUCCGAGCAGGGGCUGCUGGGCAGGUCGCCCCCGGCCAGACCCGUGCCUGCCCAUCGCGCUGAGAGGGCCGUCCGGACCCAGCCCAAGCAGCUGCUGGUGGACGACCUGAAGGGCUCCUUGAAAGAAGACCUGACCCAGCACAAGUUCAUUUGUGAGCAGUGUGGGAAGUGCAAGUGCGGAGAGUGCACGGCCCCCAGGGCCCUGCCGUCCUGCCUGGCCUGCGACCGCCAGUGCCUCUGCUCGGCCGAGAGCAUGGUGGAGUACGGCACCUGCAUGUGCCUGGUCAAGGGCGUCUUCUACCACUGCUCCAACGACGACGAGGGUGACUCCUACUCGGACAGCCCCUGCUCCUGCUCCCAGUCCCACUGCUGCCCCCGCUACCUGUGCAUGGGAGCCAUGUCCCUGCUCCUGCCCUGCCUGCUCUGCUACCCGCCCGCCAAGGCAUGCCUGAAGCUGUGCCGGGGCUGCUACGACUGGGCCCACCGCCCGGGCUGCAGGUGUAAGAACUCCAACACCGUCUACUGUAAGCUGGACAGCGGGCCCUCCCGGCCGAGGGGGAAGCCCUCCUGAUGGGGCGGCGGGUUGCACCUCCUGAACCCCUGAUUUUCAAGGUGCGGCUGUUUGCAAAAGAUGCUGUUAAAUACUAGCUUUCCUUCCUUCACGGCGGUGCCACCUCCUGCCGUCUCCACCCCUGUUCCCAAGGCCUCGUGGACGCCGCCCUCCCUGGACAGCCCAUGAGAGUGGACGGGGAGACCGCCCCGGCUCCCGCUCAGGACAAGAGCCUCUGCCACGCCCUGGAGAGCGCGUCGGGAGUCACUGCUGGGUUUCUUGAAGCCUUUCCGUUCUGCACCAAUGUCCCCAAGUUGUCCCCAGUGACGACCCCACACACACCCAGGCCACAGCGAUUUAGAGCUCUUUUUCACGGGGUUGCUCUGGAGGCAGGCGAAUUGGCUUUUGAAGAAGUCGCUGUUUAAUUGCUGAAAUAAGCUAUGUAUUAAAUCUCUCCAAGUAGGUCUGUCUUCAUAGUGUUAGACCCGUAAGUAGUCUGGGGCAUAUUUUUGUUGUAACACACAGAUUUCCCCUUAACCACUGCCUUCUUGCCCCUCAGAGUUCUCGACUCUCAGUUUUGGCAUUAUCUUCUUUCGAGAGAUGCCAGGUAUUAUAAUUAUUGUUGUUAUUUUUUGUAUGUAAUGGUAGAUCCACUCUACAAUGUCAGCCUUCACAUUGGAGAUACAUUGUAUCUAGCUGAUCCUUAUUCUAGCUUUUAUAUUUGUGAAGGACUCAGCUGCCUUCCUUCCACACCCCACCCUUUUCACCAAAUUUCUUCUGUUGUUGAGGGCCCUUGGGUUCCUGAAGUUCCUAUUUAUAGCUGAUCAGUCCACAGGUGUCGGAGAAGAGCACCGUCUAAAGGGAUCCUGGCCCCUUCAUGGUCCCUUUGGGCCCUUGGUUAGUUAACAGCUGAGGACGUCUAAUCUUUUCUGUGUUUUCAUGGCCUUAACCACAAAUUGUGGUGCUUUUUGUAUAUUUUAUGUAUAAAUCACAAAGUUGAAUUCUGACUAUUUUUAAGACAAAAAGUCUGUUAAACUUUUUUAUUGUAAAGAAUAUUUAUUAUGCGAAUCUCUAUUAUUUUAUGGUAUUUAUUUCAAAAGACUGUUGAAAUGUACUCAUGUCUGAAUAUAACAAAAUAUCAAUACAUAACGGAAAAUAAGGUGAUACGAAGAAAGUACAUAUGUUAACUAUAAUGCAGAAAUAUAUGAAUUAAUGAAACUGUCUCCUGGUUUCUU
This is a messenger RNA of Artibeus jamaicensis (Jamaican fruit-eating bat), 2791 nucleotides long. It is a transcript of the gene SPRY1, whose product is annotated as sprouty RTK signaling antagonist 1. Gene Ontology annotation, biological process: negative regulation of Ras protein signal transduction; multicellular organism development; negative regulation of fibroblast growth factor receptor signaling pathway. Bases 627 to 1577 code for a protein of 316 amino acids. Gene Ontology annotation, cellular component: membrane; cytosol. The record is from RefSeq and is a predicted model, not a curated record. Lineage: Eukaryota; Metazoa; Chordata; Mammalia; Chiroptera; Phyllostomidae. The transcript has 2 exons.